UUGGAUCUUGAACUUUUUCGUACCACUAUCAGUGCCUAUGCAAUAUCAGAAGACGCCUUUAGAACUUGUUUCCUGACAUGUGGUCCCUUGUGUCCCUUAGUGGAUCACCAAGGUCCAGCAUUGCCGGCAGUCUCUCAGGCCAUCUUCUUCCUCCAUCCUCUUACGAUAUCUCGCACUGGAAACAUGGAUCGUCGUAUUGAUGGGGUAAGUGCCAGUCUCGCAGACACCUUAUGGCUAUUUUCAGGGAAAUCCUUGAUGACCUUGGCCUGUUCCUGGCUGGCGAUUGUCGUGUUCUACCGAUUCUAUUUCCAUCCGCUGGCCAAAUUCCCCGGUCCAAAAUUGGCUGCCGUUUCAAGUCUGUAUCAUUUUUACUACGAUGUAGUUGCGGGGGGAGAAAUGCUGUCCAAAUUGGCCGAGUUGCACAAGGUUUACGGUCCUGUUGUCCGUUAUGGACCAAACUCCUUGCACUUCAGUGAACGCCUGGCAUACAGUGAUAUCUAUCGAACAGGCACUAAUCUAACAAAGGAACCAUUCUUCUACAAAUGUUUCUACUUCACGGAGGCCUCCUUUGGAUUUACAGAUCCUCAGAAGCACAAGACGCGUCGCGAGAUGAUGGCACCCUUCUUCCAUCGGCGUGCCGUACUUCGACUUGAGAGCGUUGUGCAGACAACCGUUGAUAAGCUGAUAUCUCGCCUAUCCGAGAAUGCCGAUGAACCGGUUGACUUUUACUUCGCAUUCCGCGCGGUUGCUCUUGAGGUUAUCGCCACUUACUGCUUUGGUCAAUCCUUUGGUUCUCUUGAUGUUCCCGGUUUCCGUCAUCAGCUUCUCCUCAACAUCGCUAUCCAGAUCCAGAUCCUUUGGGUCUGGAAAUGGUUCCCCCUACUUCCUGUGGUUCUCAUGAACCUGCCAGACUUUAUCAUUCUCAGACUUGACCCUACUUUGCGUGCCAAUCUCGACCUUCGCGACAUGCUCACGAAGCAGAUCGACAAUUUUGUAGACAAUGAAGAUGAUUUAAAGAAUGCACACGAAGUAAUUUACCAUCACUUGUUGCAUCCGAGUUCGGAGAAACAUACGAGGCCUUCCAAGAGCUCUCUCCAUGAUGAGGCCAUGCUUCUAAUUGAGGCGGGAAGCGAUACCGUUGGAAACGCAUGCUACACCGGGAUGUUCUACGCACUCAAUGAUCCCUACAUCUACAAGAAAGUAACGGCAGAGCUCCAAGAAUCAUGGGCCGAUCGGAAUCAGCCUAUGCCUCUGCAAUCGCUUGAGAAAUUACCCUACCUCACUGCGUUCAUCAAAGAAUCCCUUCGCCUAAGUCAUGGGGUAGUCACUGCGUUACCCCGCGUUGUACAGAAAGCAACUCGUAUUUCAGACUAUGCCGUUCCAGCGGGGGUUGACGUUUCGAUGGCCGUAAGCUUCGUCCAUCUCGACCCCGAGGUCUUUAAGGAUCCUCUGCAUUUCAACCCCGACCGAUGGCUCGUUCCGAAUGCCCAUGAGCUAGAAAACUCUCUAGUGGCGUUCUCGCGAGGGACGAGGAUGUGCGCGGGAAUUAAUCUAGCUUGGGCCGAACUUUAUCUUAUCCUCGGCAAUGUGUUCCGCAAGCUGGAUUUGAAGAUAUACGAUGGCGCGAGAGUUGAAGAAUUCGCUCAUUUCAAGGAGUACUUUGUUCCAGUACAUAGAGGACAGAAUCUGAAGGCGCAUGUGGCAAAGCAGUCCGGUUGAGUGAUUUUGGAGGGAGAUAGGCACCUUAUGCCCGAAUUUAUUUUUCGUUACGUAGGAACUGAACAUCGUUGCAACCAUCCUGAUUGCCUCCUGUGUAUGGCUGGACUCACUGCGUAACGUACGUCAUGCUUCAACAUUUUAGACGAUAACAUUACGACGGCCGACUAUCAGAAGCAUCACGCUUGGUUGCCGCUAAUUCACAAGGAACAGCCCUUGAAGUUUUUUUUAGUCCUACAGGACAGACGGCACCAGCCCAGUUUAUACG
Messenger RNA from Desarmillaria tabescens, 1984 nucleotides. Its product is annotated as cytochrome P450. The transcript has 10 exons. NCBI's taxonomy places the organism in Eukaryota, Fungi, Basidiomycota, Agaricomycetes, Agaricales, Physalacriaceae. The coding region runs from base 184 to 1719 and encodes 511 amino acids. The record is from RefSeq and is a predicted model, not a curated record. Gene Ontology annotation, molecular function: iron ion binding; monooxygenase activity; oxidoreductase activity, acting on paired donors, with incorporation or reduction of molecular oxygen.